AUGGUGUUACCUGGUGAGGGAGACCGGAAGCAUGAGAGACCGACGAAGAAGGCUCUCCACAAUUUCAGGUUCCCUAACUUGAAUUGGGGAACUCAGCAAACUAUGAGGUGCGUGAAGGUCGAACCUCACGGUGGUUCAGGCGGGGAGGAAGGGAUCGAAGAGUUUAGGGAGAAGAUGAUGUUGGACAUUAAAACGGUGAGAGAAUCUAUUUUUAGAGAACACAAAGAGGAGGAAGAGGACACGAACGAGAAAGAUGAAUCAGAACAGCCGAAGAAGGAAAGGGAGGUUUCUCCGCCGGAAGAGACGGCGGAGGUGAAGAGGUGGAAUUUAAGAAAGAGAAGAGGAGACUGUGAGGAUUCGUUUAUAGAAUUAGGGUUUGGGUUUUUCGAGGAGAAAGUGAAUACGUCGUCGAUAAGGUCCACUUUCAUCUCGACGCUGACGAAGAAAGAGGUGGAAGAUGAUAUGAUGAUGAUGAUGGGUAAAGCACCACCGCGACGACCCAAGAAACGUCCCAGAGCGGUUCAGAAAAAGAUCAAUUUGCUGCAUCCAGCUUUUUAUUUUAGUGAGGAAGUUGCUGAAGAUAUCUACAAUGUCUCGGAUGCCGCCGAGAAGGUGAAGAAGGUAUCAUCUUUCACAAUCCCAUGA
This is a messenger RNA of Brassica napus (rape), 645 nucleotides long. RefSeq lists its product as uncharacterized. NCBI's taxonomy places the organism in Eukaryota, Viridiplantae, Streptophyta, Magnoliopsida, Brassicales, Brassicaceae. The coding region runs from base 1 to 645 and encodes 214 amino acids. The record is from RefSeq and is a predicted model, not a curated record. The transcript has 2 exons.